CAAGAGUUUCUUGAGGACAAAGAAAGUUUCGGACACUAUCAAUAGUUACCAGCAACGCGUACGUGCGAUCAAGGAUGAUUUUAUCAUUCGUAUUCCAUUGACUCGCGUUUCGUUAUUGCAGACAUCAAAGAUGGAUUAAAGACCAGUGCAGAUGCUCUUACUAGCCCCAUCGAGACGUCACAACGGCAUGCCAUGUCUAACAUUGACAAGCAUGCAGAUAGGAUAUACGAAGAGAUACAUACGUGGGGUGUUUUGCAUAGCAAGAAGACCGACAAGCUUAGCGCGGACAUCCAGACAUUGAAGGAACGGGGCUUGUACAAAGGAUUUGCACUUUAUUCUUCUUGUACGAGGAAUCCACUGAUUGAUCGCGUGUCGAUUACAGAUUCGAGAUGUCCUUCCAGGGGAUAUCUAUUUGAGAGAGAACUCCUUAAUCCUUCAGAUCGCCUACACCCACUAGACAAUGCUUUAGUGUUUACUGAUUAUAAAGCCGACGUUAAUAACAGUAACACGCCCAAAAUUGUUCACGUAUAUCGACGUUUCCACAGCAAUGAACAAGAUGCCACGACCGUGCACCAGAAUAUUGCCCAGGUCUUCGGUGUAUGCGGCUCUACGGAUUUCACUGCCGUUAUAUUUCAUGGCUUCACACGACACUCGAUCUCCAACUAUUGUGUAUCCUUUACUGCAACUCAGUUGUUGCACUUCUAUACACAACUAUUCAGUGAUUUAGAGGUUACCUCAGUAGAUUUUACCAUACAUCUCCGCAGGGUUGGAUGCACUAUGUGUCUAAGGAUGAGAAUCUCAGUAAUGUAUAUGUCAAUGAACAAGGUCGCUUCGUACUGUCAGGGCUCGCAUUUCACUAUUUUAUUGGCCUCUAUUCGGUGGAUAUAGUUCAGGAUGGCGAAGCAGUUCGACUCGAGUGACGGAAUCGAUGCUGCGCUCUGAUUCAAUCAGAGAAUGGAACUGGCUGAUGCAUCGCGAUGCCUGUACGAUGGGAUACAACCCUAUACUUCAGUUUGAAUGCCCCUGCGGUCCCGGUAGCGUGUUUACGGACAGUGCCAUAUGAUUCU
This is a messenger RNA of Guyanagaster necrorhizus, 1067 nucleotides long. RefSeq lists its product as uncharacterized. The record is from RefSeq and is a predicted model, not a curated record. Bases 193 to 888 code for a protein of 231 amino acids. The transcript has 8 exons. Lineage: Eukaryota; Fungi; Basidiomycota; Agaricomycetes; Agaricales; Physalacriaceae.